Messenger RNA from Saccoglossus kowalevskii, 1973 nucleotides. Its product is annotated as kelch repeat and BTB domain-containing protein 8-like. Gene Ontology annotation, molecular function: protein binding. The record is from RefSeq and is a predicted model, not a curated record. NCBI's taxonomy places the organism in Eukaryota, Metazoa, Hemichordata, Enteropneusta, Harrimaniidae.
GAUCGAUGAAAAUAUACGGUGACUGUUUAAAAAUUCAAACUGACGAAGCCGAUAGGUGAUGCAAGAUGGCAGCCGCGGCAGCAGCACCCCUGCCGUCAAUGAAGAAGAAUCAAACCGUAACUACCGUAACUACUGCAAGGAGCAUGUCGAAUCCUACUACAGUUGGCUUUAUAUCAAACAAACGUGACAAUCCAUGGCAUGCCAAAUGUCUUCUCGAUCAAUUCAAAGCCAUGUUCGACUCAAAGGAGUUGAUCGACGUGGUUGUGUGCGUAGAGAACAAACAGUUUCCGUGUCACCGAGCAGUAUUGUCGGCGUGCAGUCCGUACUUCAAAGCUAUGUUCACUAGCGGACUUACUGAAUGCAAGAAACAUGAGAUCACCUUACAUGAAGUUGAUGCUCAUUCAGUGAGCGAAAUCAUAAAUUAUGCGUACACCUCAAAGCUCGACCUCGCCAUGGAAACUGUACAGAACUUAUUCAUAGCGGCUAACAUGUUUCAAAUUCAGUUUGUACAGGAAGCCUGUGCACAGUUUAUGUCAGCACAUGUAGAUCUGACAAACUGUGUGGCCCUCUUCAGCUUUGCUUGUUCAUACAACUCAACGUGGCUGAAGCGCGUGACCAAGGAACUUAUUGAACAGAAUUUCCAGUCAUUGUCGCAAACUGAUGAAUUUAUGGAACUACACGGUUCUGAGCUAUCUUUAAUUCUGGCAAGUGAUAAUCUGAAUGUACAACGAGAGGAACAGGUCUACGAUGCUGCCAGGAGGUGGCUUGAGUUUGAUUCACGUGACACCACUCGAGUGAAGUUUCUGCUAGAAAUUAUCCAGCAAGUUCGCUUUUCAUUGAUGGUUGAUACAACGGUCGUGCAGUCGCUGCGACAGAACGAACUGAUUCGAAAAUCACCUGAAAGUAUACAAUAUCUUGCAAGGCUGAGUGAAAAUGGUCUUCCAAGAAGCGUUAAACCCAGACUUGGAAUGGGCGAGAGUAGCAUGAUAGUGUGUUUUGGCUCCAGUCCAAAUUUUGAUCCAGAUGAGGUACAUAGGGUGCCUUGUUUCAGUAUAAAGUCAAAUGAGAUAUUUACCAUGGCAGCACCACCUAGAGGACUGUGGGACUAUGGUGUCGUGGUGACAAAGCUGAAUGAUUUAGUCGUGGCGGGGGGCUGUCUCGUUGAUGACCAUUCUGGAAGCGAGGAUUCUUAUACUUCACAAGACUUGGGACUGCGACCACAGAGAGAUGUCUACAUUUACGAGCACACACAUGAUAGGUGGCACAAGCGUGCACCGAUGUUAACUGAACGAUUUGACCUGCAUUUAGUUUGUACAGAUUCUCAUGUCUAUGCUAUAGGGGGUAUGGGAAGAGGAGGGCAGCAUCUUGAUGUUAUAGAAGGAUAUGAUUUGAAGAAUAACCAAUGGAAAUACGUCACCUCAAUGCCAGCUGGGCUGAGUCCAUUAUGUGCAAUUGUAUACGGCUCUUGUAUCUAUGUAAUCCAAGGAGACACAUUUCUAUCAUUUGAUACGGAAGCCAGUAUGUGGUCGGCAAGGUUACCGAGUGGUGGCUGUUUAUUGGUUCCAAGCGCAACUGUGUUCCAGGAUGAGCUGUACUUCGUGGCUGGUUAUAAUCUCCCUAAAAGCGGAAUUCCAGUGCAGGUGUACGACCCAAAUGCAAAGCGAUGGCAUAGAAUAACGUCAAUACCAAUCCGCAGUGGAGACUUCCUACAUUUUACCUGUCGCCCAAAAGUGAUGGUGAUUGACAGCAAACUGCACGUGUUAGUGAAGCACGAGGAUGACGAGGAAGAUGACGAUGAUAACGCAGUCUUUUCAUUGUACCAGUAUAGUAACAGUGAAGACAAAUGGAAUCUGAGUCAUUCAUUUUCAUUUCCAUAUAGCGUACGAGUGGAUGUACAAUUUGUAGUUGCAGGGCUGAACAUUAACUAUCUGUACCCUGCUGAAAGUGAUGAUAGCGACUCUUCAGAGGAAUAA